Molecule: messenger RNA, 915 nt
Organism: Zasmidium cellare ATCC 36951
Lineage: Eukaryota; Fungi; Ascomycota; Dothideomycetes; Mycosphaerellales; Mycosphaerellaceae
Exons: 4
Coding region: 1-915 (304 amino acids)
Source: RefSeq, a predicted model, not a curated record
AUGUCGUCAGGAGGCAAGAGGAUCGUAUUUACUGGCGGCUCAGGGAAGGCUGGCCGCCAUGCCAUUCCAGAACUGUUGAAGAAGGGUCACAAGGUCCUCAAUCUGGAUCUCGUCGACUUCCCAGACCCCAAUGCCGGAGUAUUCACUCUCAAAUGCGAUUUGACAGAUGAAGGUCAGGUCUUCAAUGCCCUAACAACUCACUAUAAUAUGGGCGAAGGAUACGAGCAAGGCUAUCCAGAGCCGCCUCCGGAUGCAGUCAUCCACUUCGGUGCCUAUGCUCGCAACAUGAUUGUUCCGGAUAAUGAGUGCUUCAAGGCGAAUGUCACCUCGACAUACAACGUGAUCGAAGCGGCGUGUAAAUUGGGGGUCAAGAAAAUAGUCAUUGCCAGCUCAGAGACGACCUACGGCGUUUGCUUCUCUGAAGGCGAUUCUGACUAUCACUCGUUCCCGCUCGAAGAAGACUACGACUGUGACCCAGCUGAUUCGUAUGCCCUGUCGAAGCUUUGCGGUGAGCAGACCGCAAGGACCUUUGCGCGCCGUUUCAAGAACGAUAUCUACGCUUUAAAAAUUGGCAACGUAAUCGAGCCCCACGAGUAUUCCAACUUCGAAAAAUACGUCAACGAGCCCAUGACGAGAAAACGCAAUGCCUGGUCAUACAUCGACGCGAGAGAUCUUGGGCAAAUUUGCAACCUCUGCAUCGAGAAGUCCGGUCUGGGCUUCCAGCUCUUCAAUGCCACCAACACAACGAUCACGACCAAGAUCCCUACCGAGCAGUUCUUGAAAGAGAACUGCCCGAAUGUUCCCAUUACCAGGAAGAUGGACGAAUGGGAGGCGCCUCUUAGCAACCGUAAGAUCCGGGAGGUCUUGGGGUUUGUUGAAGAGCACAAUUGGAGGAAGUACUAUCAGCCUUCGUAG